This is a messenger RNA of Postia placenta MAD-698-R-SB12, 1349 nucleotides long. RefSeq lists its product as hypothetical. The transcript has 5 exons. The record is from RefSeq and is a predicted model, not a curated record. NCBI's taxonomy places the organism in Eukaryota, Fungi, Basidiomycota, Agaricomycetes, Polyporales, Adustoporiaceae. Bases 28 to 1197 code for a protein of 389 amino acids.
CGCUCGACUUUUCACAACUAUCGCAACAUGGGAAACAACCCCUCGAAAUCUGCUUCACGAUCCUGCACAAUCAACAGCUCUGAUUCUAUAUCCAAGCCAAAGGCCCUCUACGCAUCUCAUGAUGACGAUAUGGACAGCGGGGGCGGUGUUCACCGCAGCGCCACCGCCCGUGCAUCUUCGGGAGACUCAAAACACUUGGGUGUACCCUCUACUGCUCACCGUCGCAGCAGAUCUGCUCUAGCUUCGACGAGUCGUGCUCCGAAUCGCGAGUCUGUACCUCCCCCGUACUCUGUGGCGGUCGCGGAUACUGCGGGAUUGUUCAGUUCGCAAACACUUGCCGUUCCUCCCUCCAACGGUCAUGCACACGCGCGGCGCAGCAGCUGGAACAGCGGUGCCGUCGCCCCAGCGCAAGCCCCAUCGGUGCAGAGGCAGUCGGGUAUCCCACCUGCAGGUGUACCUCCGGUAACUGCUGCUGAACGCGCCGAGGCUCUGCGGCGACCCAUGCGACAGAACAGCGUCGAAGACGCCUUGGAUACUCUCACAAAAUACAAUACUAUCAUUGUCGUUGACGACUCUGGCUCCAUGCAGGGUGCCCGAUGGCGAGAGGCGAGAGACGCUUUGGCUGCAUUGGCAGACAUAGCUGCGAGAUACGACGCCGACGGAAUCGAUAUCUGCUUCCUCAACAGUAAGAAUGUCGGUAAUAACAUGAAGGAUUCUACUCUCAUCCGGCGACUAUUUGACACAGUAAGGCCUAAUGGCACUACACCCAUAGGCGAGAAGCUCGAAUCGUUGUUGCUGUACUACUUGGACAAUCUUGAGCAUGCCAAGUCACUUUAUGAUGCGGGCAAUCAAGCUCCUCUGAAGGCUAUCAAACCUGCUAAUUACAUCGUGAUCACCGACGGGGCACCGACGGACGACCCAGAAUCUGUGAUCGUUGCAGCGGCAAGGCGUUUGGACACUCAUAAUUUCCCUCUGUCCCAGGUUGGCAUCCAAUUUGUGCAGAUCGGGAAUAGCCCUGAUGCGACGGCGUUCCUCGAUGAGCUGGACAAUGGGCUGGCUCAAACCUACAAUAUUCGUGAUAUCGUCGACACAACACCGUACACCGGAGGGAGCCUCAGCGCUGAGAUCAUCAUCAAGAUAUUGCUUGGAGGAAUUAACCGACGAGUCGAUCGCAGGGGUGGCCAAAGCGUGGUCUAAUGGUGGCUCCUAGAUACCUGUACCUAUACGAAUGUGUAUCAAGUAAUCAUGCGAAGUUGACUCGAUCGUACUCUUCUUACCUUCCCUGAUUGUAGCCUUUAAUGCUGUAGCAUGCGUUUACUCUUAUCUCUACCUGCUUAUUUGCGUGUUGU